This is a messenger RNA of Ordospora pajunii, 1194 nucleotides long. Its product is annotated as putative FAD binding domain-containing protein. The transcript has a single exon. Gene Ontology annotation, molecular function: flavin adenine dinucleotide binding; FMN binding; [methionine synthase] reductase (NADPH) activity. NCBI's taxonomy places the organism in Eukaryota, Fungi, Microsporidia, Ordosporidae. The coding region runs from base 1 to 1194 and encodes 397 amino acids. The record is from RefSeq and is a predicted model, not a curated record. Gene Ontology annotation, cellular component: cytosol. Gene Ontology annotation, biological process: homocysteine metabolic process.
AUGAGUUUAGGAUUUAAUGCUGUAAGGUUUAAAUAUAAUGCGAAUUAUAGAAGGAAUGCAAAUGUGAGAUUCAAUGAGGUGCAGGUGGAACGAGUGAAUAGCGAAUGUUGCGAAAGGAAGCUGAUCUCUACGAUUGUGAAUGUGGAAGAAUAUCACAAGACAUGUAUAACAGAGGUUAGCAAGCUUGGAUCAAGAUGGAGAAAUGUGUAUAGGGUAAAGCUUGAAAAGCAAUUUGAUUAUGUUCCUGGAGACUCAAUUGGAAUUAUCUGCCCAAAUAGUGAUGCAUUAGUUUGCGGAAUAAUGGAGAUGCUUGAGAUAGAUGAUUUUGUGUGUAAGAUCACAAGAGGAGGGAAUGAAGCAUUUAGCUAUGUGGGGAGUGUACGAGAGUUUUUCAAAUACCAUUUUGAUUUCUCAGGACAUCCUAGGCGAUCUUUUAUGCUUAGGCUUAGUGCAGGAUGCGACACUGAGGAGAAGAAGAGGCAUGUUGAGUAUUUAUGCUCAAAUGAAGGCACGGAUGAUUACUUGAGGAUGAGCAGCCAGUGGAACAAUGUGAUUGACUUUUUGAAGACGUUUAGAAUCAAGCCUGGGCUAAGCGAGCUGAUAGGAGAAUGCGGACUUGUGAAGCCUAGGUAUUUUUCAUUGAUAAACAGGAAUGGCUGCAACUCUGAGAUUCUGGUUGGGAUAACAAGUAAGCAAUUCGAUUCGUUUGUCAGGUAUGGGCAUGUGUCUGAUUAUUUACUUAGCCUGAAUGGAGUUGGAGAAGUAGAAGUGAGCUUGAGAAAGAACUUACUGUUCAGGCUGUCACCUGAAACCAAGAAGAUUAUUGCGAUAUGCACUGGAACCGGAGUGGCGCCGUUUCUAUCUUUUGUCAAGAAUCUUGAGCCGCAUCAAUCGAUCUGGAUUGUCUAUGGAUUUAGAGAUGAGGAAGAUAACAUAUAUAAAGAAAUAGCCAGUUAUGACGAAUUUGCUUGCAACAAUAGAGUAAAGAUAAGCAAGGCUAUGUCAAGCAAAGGUAUAUAUGUUACUGAUUAUCUGAACGCAAAUAUGAAUAGCGUCAAGGAAUAUGUAGAUAGUGAAUGCACCAUAUAUGUCUGUGGAAGAAUGGAUAUGCAAAGGAUGGUGUUUGAGAUAUUCAAGAGUGAAAUCCCCGAAGCUAUUGAAAGCAAGAGGCUUGUGUUUGACCAGUGGCAUUGA